UGAGCUCCCAGAACCGAGAGCUGUGGCGUUCAAGAUGGCGGCCGCCGAGGGGCCUGCGGGUGAUGGGGAGCUGUGGCAGAGCUGGCUCCCUAACCACGUCGCGUUCUUGCGGCUCCGCGAGGGCCUGAAAAACAGGAGUCCGGCCGAAGCGGAGAAGCCAGCGGCUUCGACUUCUCCCUCGUGCCCUCCUCUGCCGCCGCAUUUGCUGACGAGAAACCUGGUCUUCGGCCUCGGAGGGGAGCUCUUUCUGUGGGACGCGGAAGACAGCGCCUUCCUGGUGGUUCGCCUUCGAGGCCCCAGCGGGGGCAGCGUGGAGCCCCCUCUCUCCCAGUACCAGAGAUUACUUUGUAUAAAUCCACCCCUGUUUGAAAUUCAUCAAGUCUUAUUAAGUCCUACGCAACAUCAUGUAGCACUUAUAGGAAUGAAAGGACUUAUGGCAUUAGAAUUACCUCAAAGAUGGGGAAAGGAUUCUGAAUUUGAAGGUGGAAAAGCAACUGUGAAUUGUAGUACCACGCCGAUUGCUGAGAGAUUUUUCACCAGCUCUACCUCUCUGACUCUGAAGCAUGCUGCAUGGUAUCCAAGUGAGAUGCUGGAUCCCCACAUAGUGCUGUUGACGUCAGACAAUGUGAUAAGAAUUUACUCUCUCCGUGAGCCUCAGACACCCACUAAGGUGAUUGUACUUUCAGAAGCAGAGGAGGAAAGCUUAAUACUCAAUAAAGGAAGGGCAUAUACAGCAUCUCUAGGAGAGACUGCAGUUGCAUUUGACUUUGGACCACUGGCAGCAGUCUCAAAGAAUAUAUUUGGACAAAAAGGCCAAGAAGAAGCGGUGGCAUAUCCACUGUACAUCUUAUAUGAGAAUGGGGAGACCUUCCUCACCUACGUUAGUCUGUUACACGUCCCUGGGAAUAUUGGAAAGCUGUUGGGACCAUUGCCCAUGCAUCCUGCAGCUGAAGAUAACUACGGUUACGAUGCCUGUGCUGUGCUCUGUUUGCCCUGUGUUCCCAAUAUCUUAGUAAUUGCAACGGAGUCAGGAAUGCUGUACCACUGUGUUGUACUAGAGGGGGAAGAAGAAGACGAUCAAACAUCAGAAAAGUCCUGGGAUCCCAGGGUUGACCUCAUCCCUUCUCUGUAUGUGUUUGAGUGUGUUGAAUUAGAGCUUGCCUUGAAACUGGCAUCUGGAGAGGAUGAUCCCUAUGCUUCUGACUUUUCCUGUCCAAUUAAACUGCACAGAGAUCCCAAGUGUCCUUCGAGAUACCACUGUACCCAUGAAGCUGGUGUGCACAGUGUUGGGCUGACUUGGAUUCAUAAACUUCACAAGUUUCUUGGAUCAGAUGAAGAAGAUAAGGACAGUUUACAGGAACUUGCUGCAGAGCAGAAAUGCUUUGUAGAGCACAUUCUUUGUACAAAGCCAUUGCCAUGCAGGCAGCCAGCUCCAAUUCGGGGAUUCUGGAUCGUCCCGGACAUCCUGGGGCCCACAAUGAUCUGCAUCACCAGUACCUAUGAAUGUCUCAUAAGGCCUUUAUUAAGUACAGUCCACCCAGCAUCUCCUCCCCUGCUGUGUACCCGAGAAGAUGCUGAAGUGGCAGAGUCUCCGCUGCGCAUCCUGGCCGAAACCCCAGACUCCUUUGAGAAGCACAUUAAAAGCAUCUUGCAACGUAGUGCCGCCAACCCAGCAUUUCUUAAGUCAUCUGAAAAGGAUCUGGCUCCCCCUCCCGAGGAGUGUCUUCAGCUUAUCAGCAGAGCCACCCAGGUAUUCAGAGAACAGUACAUUCUCAAGCAGGACCUGGCCAAGGAAGAGAUUCAGCGGAGGGUCAAAUUAUUAUGUGACCAAAAGAGGAAACAACUAGAAGAUCUCAAUUACUGUCGAGAGGAGAGGAAAAGUCUACGGGAGAUGGCCGAGCGCUUAGCUGACAAGUAUGAGGAAGCCAAAGAAAAACAAGAAGACAUCAUGAACAGGAUGAAAAAAGUGCUUCACAGUUUCCAUACUCAGCUCCCAGUUCUCUCUGACAGUGAGAGAGACAUGAAAAAAGAGUUACAGCUGAUACCUGAUCAACUACGACAUCUGGGCAAUGCCAUCAAACAGGUUACUAUGAAAAAAGAUUAUCAACAGCGAAAGAUGGAAAAAGUGCUGAGUCCUCAGAAACCCACCAUUACUCUCAGUGCCUACCAGCGAAAGUGCAUUCAGUCCAUCCUGAAGGAAGAGGGUGAACACAUAAGGGAAAUGGUGAAGCAAAUCAAUGAUAUCCGAAAUCACGUCAACUUCUGACACCACCUGAAGUGAACACAACUGCAGGCUUACAAACCCGUGCUGUCAAACAAACAGGUAGCACUAUCUAAUUUAUAAAGAAGCAUUUUGGAUAAACUUUGCUGUGGUUAUUCUUUUGUUAUGCCUUUUGUUUUGUAAUAUUUGAAUAAAUUUUUAUUCAGAAUUUGA
Messenger RNA from Peromyscus eremicus (cactus mouse), 2434 nucleotides. It is a transcript of the gene Nup88, whose product is annotated as nucleoporin 88. Gene Ontology annotation, biological process: mRNA export from nucleus; ribosomal small subunit export from nucleus; protein import into nucleus. The transcript has 17 exons. Gene Ontology annotation, cellular component: nuclear pore. Bases 35 to 2266 code for a protein of 743 amino acids. Lineage: Eukaryota; Metazoa; Chordata; Mammalia; Rodentia; Cricetidae. Gene Ontology annotation, molecular function: structural constituent of nuclear pore. The record is from RefSeq and is a predicted model, not a curated record.